GGUCACUGAGAUUACAAAAAACGUUCAUGUUUAGUCACUGAAAAUAUUUAAUUCCAAUCUUGAUCACUCAGAUUAGUUAAAUGGUUCAAAUUUGAUCACUCUCUAUUACCUUCCGUCAAUCUCCGUUAACACCGUCAGUUACAUGCUGACGUGGCUAACAGACUCACCUAAUCACCUAUUUUUAACAAAAACAAAAUAAAUUCCAACUCUGACACAUCAUAAAAACCUGCCAAAUCAUAAAAAUCUAGUGACCCGACCGACCCCAAAUUAAACCCAAGUUUGACCAAACUGCAAAAUCCCUAGCCUGUCGAUGGAGAAGAGGAUCGGAAGAAGCUAUCGCCUAUCGUCGCCGCCCUCAUCCAAUCCAUCGGUUUCCCUCUUCUCAUCCCUCUCCUAUUCUUCUUCCUUCGAUAGAAACAUCACCACCGCGAGCGGCACCAUCUCCGCCGGUGGCUGCCGCUAAUCUACCUUGAUUCGUCCUUUGUUUCCACCUUCUCCUCCGUCAAUGGCAGCUGGAGAAUCUACUCAGCUCCCAAUUCUUCCCUCACCGUUGAUCCCACUCUCCUCUCCAAUCUGAUUGAGCAACGAUAGAGCACCACCUUCAACUCCCUCCUCGUUGUCGCCUUCUCUCUUCUAGAAGAAAACAAGUUUGGGAGAAGCAGAUCCGUCAUUUGUUAGGGCUAGGGAUUUUUUCCAUUUAGAUAAAAUAGAUGAAGAAGAAUACAGAAUUUCCAGUUGGUAGGCAGGGGAGGAAUCUGGGGUACAGGAGGGGAAACAAUGUCUAGGUCGGGAGUGGUGGGCAAUCAAUGGAUUGGGGGCAGGGGGCAAAUCUCCGAGCAGCACGAGGAAGAGGAGGUUCUUCAACCACUAUCACCUCGUCGUCCUCGUCCUCAUCGCCGGCAGGGAAGAGACGAAGGUGGAAGGAUGGGUCAUCGCUCCCUUCUACAUCACUUCACCUUCCUUGAGAGUUUAGAUCUCCAAUUGCACAGAUGCCAGCAUGCACUACCGAAGGAAAAGGGGGAGUCUAAUUGUAGGAUAGCAAGGGAGUGAGGAGUUUUGAUGGUGACCCAGUUCUGCAGCCAAGGGUGAUAAAGAUAAUGGAUGGGCUGGAGGGCUAGGAAGUAGAGGAGGAGAGUGGGAGGGAUUGAAGAGACUGGUGGGGAAAUCAGAACAUUGGUCGGCGAUUUUUCACAAAGAGGGCUAAGGAUUGGAGAAGAAGGGAAGAGGGGGUUGGGUUGGGCCAAGAUGACAAGGUGGGUUGAGUGACGUGGCAGGUCAUGUUUCAUUAUUUUUGGAUUAAAUUAGGCUGACUAAGCAAUUUCGUUUGCCACAUCAGCAGAUAACGGAUUUUGUUAACAGAGUUGGAUGGAGACUAACGAAAAGUGACCAAACUUGAACCAUUUACUAAUCUGAGUGAUCAAGAUUGGAAUUAAAUAUUUUCAGUGACUAAACAUGAACGUUUUUUGUAAUCCCAGUGACCAAUCUUGCAAUUAACCCUUAAAAAAUAUAAUAAUUUUGUUUUACAUAAUAAGAUUCUUUUCGAUAUAUUAUCAUAAGAAAAUUACAUUCCUUUGUAUUAUAUAUUUCCAUUGUAAUAAGAUGUGUGUUUCCUACACGAGUAAGAAUGAGUUAAACGUAUGAUAAUAUUAUCUUAUCACAUUCGUAAUAUUCAACGAAUUUUUUUCCUUAAAACAUGUCAAAAAGAAUAUUUGUCUAUUAGAAUGUCAAGAAGAAUAUUGCUAUGUAGAUCAUAAGAUAUAUUUAUAAAAUUUUAAAAUUAAAAUACAUAACAAAUGAUACAUUGAAAAUCCAUAGUGACUGAUUAGAAUUAUACACUUUGCAUAGCUUUUUCCAACUGAAUUCUUAUUUGUAGCCCUAAGUUUUUGAAUUUAUAGCCCUAAACUUACAUACAUGGACGAUUUUACCCCUCAUUUAACCUAAACCCUAAAUGCACCCACCCAACCCUUCCCUGCCGUUCCCUUACCCUGUUCUCCCCCAAAUCAACAAAACACAAUCUCAACCACCAAGACCCGCCGCCGCCCUAAACUAUCGCCAUCUACCACCAAGACCCGCCGUCAACCAGAGCCGCCGCCCAGAGCUCCGCCGCCGCCCUAAACUAUCGCCGUCAACCAAACUCACCUCCGCAUGUGACUGUCGCCGAGGAGAAGCCUCCAACCCGCUGCCGCCACCAAGACCCGCUGCCGCAACCCUUCUCUUUUCAACCCGCUGCCGCCACCGCAGACCCGCUGCCGCAACGCUGCUCAGACCCGCCGGAGGUAAAUCUCUCUCUCCCUCCCUUCUCUUUUGGUUGAGUUGCGCCGACUAUACGGGUUGAAAACCGUCGCCAGUGGCUAGAGGCAGGUAGGGCGAUCGAUUUGGCCGGGGGUAGACGCAGGCAGGGCGCCUGCGCGGAUCCGGCGGAGCCAGGUAGCCCACCUGCCCCGACCCUGGUCCGAUCCGGUCUCCGAUCCGCCCUGACCCUGGUCCGACCCGUUUUCCGACCCGCCCUGAUCCUGCUCCGACCCGUUUUCCGACCCGCCCGAACCCUGGUCCGACCCGUUUUCCGACCCGCCCGACCCGUUUUGAUUUUUUUCAAUUAAAAUGCAAAUGUUAAUGAUUAGAAUGUUCAUUUUAAUUAAUAAUAUAUAAAUUUGAAUGGUAAAUUAUAAUCAAUAUAUGACAUUUUAUAAUGGGAAGGAAGAAAAGAAUCUGUUUGUUGCGUUGUUGUGUGAUGAGAGGAUGUUAAUUAACAUUUGACAAUAUAAGUAGUGUUUGAAUUGAAAAAGUUGUUGAUUGUUAAUAAUGAUUAUAAAUAGUUAAUGAAUAUAGGAUUGUUAA
Molecule: messenger RNA, 2838 nt
Organism: Linum trigynum
Lineage: Eukaryota; Viridiplantae; Streptophyta; Magnoliopsida; Malpighiales; Linaceae
Source: the annotation of a GenBank genome assembly